Molecule: messenger RNA, 2303 nt
Organism: Frankliniella occidentalis (western flower thrips)
Lineage: Eukaryota; Metazoa; Arthropoda; Insecta; Thysanoptera; Thripidae
Product: E3 ubiquitin-protein ligase TRIM32-like
Exons: 6
Coding region: 874-2190 (438 amino acids)
Biological process (GO): protein ubiquitination
Molecular function (GO): ubiquitin protein ligase activity
Source: RefSeq, a predicted model, not a curated record
AAUCGACCUGCUGCACGCGGCCGCGAGCUUGCGACACAGGUAGGCAAUGUCAGAGCAACACACGGCUCGGCUGCAUAAUUUCAUCUCUCGAAAUCGAAAUUGCAAAUCAUGAUUGUGGCGGGACGUCAAUUCUAGCGAUAACCAUUUCCUGCGAGGCGAGGCGAUCCCCGCUAACGUGUCGGUUAGUUGUAGAGGCUGAUUCUCUCUUCUCUUUUGUUUCCUGCGGGUCGCCCCAGUGGUCGCGUGGGCGAUGUCGUGGACAGAGUACCUCUCCGGCAUGCCAUUUGGGGCCCCGGCCGCCAGUUUGAGCGCGGAGUAGCGCCGCCAUGGCCGCCGUGGUGCGUGGCGCGGGGUAGGGCCGUGCCCCCCCCCCCCUUUUUCCCCUCGACCGGUCCAUGACGGCACCGUCAACAUUGCGUCAGUUCAGCCUGGUCAGCUCGGCGGAUGCGACGCCCAGCCCAGCGCAGCCCGAGCGAACGCCGUGCCCCUCUGCUCGACAAGACGCCAGCCUGUGGAUGCUUCCCCUGUGAACUCGGUAACCGCCUCCGCAGUGUCUCGCCCUGGUUGUGUUCGGCGCUGGGCGAGCCGGCCUGUGGACGCGAGAGGAGCUGCACGAGGGCGGAGAGGUUAGGACGCCCCGCCGAGGCCUCGCCCGACCAACAAAGUUUGCUCGCAAUGUUGGUCAGGAACCAAAGUGUCAGAUAACGACCUUGAGAGGGAAUACCGGUGGAAAGGAGGAGUCGCCGUGACGUCAGCGCCGCACAGCUGAGCUUGUCCCGCGCUACUCCGCGCUGCAGAGACACUCCCGUUCCCGCCGCGGCGCUACCCCGUCCGGCCGGCUAUCUGACUUCUGCAAGGUCCGCGAUCAGCAGCAUGGACCUGGAGUGCGACAUCUGCACCGAGCGCUUCGACGGCGCCGAGCGGCUGCCCAAGGUCCUGCCGUGCGGGCACACGGCCUGCCUGCAGUGCAUGCGGCGGCUGCCCGACAGCAGCUGCCCGACGUGCCGCCAGGACUUCAUCGGCCCGCCGGAGGGACUGCCCGCUAACUUCCUGGCGCUGAGGAUGUUGGAGGGAGUCAGGCAAGACAGGACUCCCCGCUGCUGGUGCUCGGACUGCCGCACCGCCCCGUCGCCCCGCUGCUAUGGUGAGGUCCACAAUGUCCUCUAUGUUAAGAGUGCCCUGAGGCGCCAGCUGCAGGACGCGCUGCCGCAGGCUGCCGAGCAACUCCAGGGCCUCGAAGACCAGUGUCGGGACGAGCAGGCCCUGCCCGCCCUUACCCUGCUGACCGGCGAGUCCUGGGACGUGACGCUGCGGGGCGGCGGCCGCGAGCUGACGGGGACCCUGCGGACCUCCGAGGAGCCCCUCACCAAGGCCCUGUGCCUCCUGCUGGCGGCGAGGGCCGCGCUCACCGAGGACCAGGGUGCUGCACGGGAACGACCACCUGCAGCUGCGCCCACACCACCUGCAGCUGCACCCUCACCAGCUGCUGCUGUAUCCACACCCGCUGCAGACCCCCUCGCCGCCCGGGACCCACCACCUGCCGAGGCGCUGCCCCCGCGGGAGAUAGAUGUGAGAAGUAUCAGCGGCAGUGGACCAGGCGACAACCAGCAGCAGAAGGCCGCCUUGUUGCUGGACGCGCCGGGGGUGACCCGGCUGGUCGAGGUGUACUGCUACGCGGACCCCGCCUGGAGCCUCCAGCUGCUUCAGCGCGCCGCGCCCACGCUGGAGCGGCUGAGUGUGAGCUGCCUCCGCGAGGCCCACCUGCGCGCGGUGCACGCCAUGCCGCGGCUGAGGAGGCUGUUCGUGGAUGGUAAUGACGCUGCCCUGGACGCCCGGCCCCCCGAGCUGCCCGCGCUGCCGCCGGGACACGCCGGCCUGCAGUGGCUCAGGGUGUGUCUCCUCCCCCGCGCCACGACACAGUCCCUGCUGCGGGCGCACGGCGGCACGCUGGAGGAGCUGGAGCUGUGGGUGGGCACGGCGGGGAGUGAUGGGUGGCCAUACAGCUGCGGCGACCUGCACUCGCUGCUGCAGCAGAGCGGGCUGCGGGCGCUCAGGAGGCUCGUGCUGCGGAGGGGGUAUGGCCACGAGGCAGCCGCCUGCAGCGAGCAGCGCGCCGAGGUGCGGCGGGUGCUGCCCGGGGCCGAGGUGCUGUGCGACACGUGUGACCGUGUGGAGGACGAAGAGGUCUAGAGAGGCCAGCAGCGGGCGGGAAGACCACCCUGCUGCUCAUUCCAUUACCCAGAGAAAGACUUUUAAUUAAACAUGUAAGGGUACGGAUUAAGAAUAAAUCAGGAUCAAACUCA